AUGUCGAGAGCAGAACCAUCAGGCAGCAAGCCAAGGGCUGCCCAACGACCGAGCUCGUCCAAGGUGGUCUCAACGCGCCUACAGGAGAUCAGCCAAAACUUGCUGGUCUAUACUAUAGGCACGACCGAAGAAAAGCUCCCCCCUCUCCUUGAAGUUCGCCUGCAAACCUGGAAGGAUCUCAAGAACCCUUUUGGCAAGCCAAACGCCAAGUCUCGAGCAGAAGUGUCGAAGGAUGCCGUUCUCCUCCCGGACAAUGUCCUCGUGUCUGUCGAACCCAACUCCAGGGAAUAUAUAUUCGCCAUCAGCUCUCACUUCGACAUUGAUGAGAUAAACGCUUUCAUCCUCUUCCAUUCCUUCAUCUACAACCAAGGCCUUCCAGAGGAGACCGAUUCACGAGAUAAUGCAGAGUUUGUGGAGACCAUACUGAAGGAGAUCAGCCCCUUCUUCUACGAUGAGCGCCGAGCCGUAUACCGAAUUCUCGUCCCAUUGCUUCGUGUCGAGGAGUUGGAAAGCGAGGGAUUACAUGAUGCUUCCACCAAAUUCCUCCCCAAAAUCAUCCCCGACCGCAUCGCUUUCACUCGAACCAUCGUCUCCUUGUACCAGGAGAAGACCAACGCCCCUUUGCCGGAGAAACUAGCCGCGGAUCCUCGUGGGGCCGCGAGAUGGGCCCAGGAGAAUUUGAAGGACCAGCUCGUGUUACUGGAAUUAACGUUCUCGUCCAUGAUCAGCUUCUUUCCCGGUCGUGGUGUUCUCGUUGAAGAGCUCUACAAGACGGCCUUCGACACCAACCUCGGGUUGAAGCAAGAGAACGAAACUUUCCUCCUCGAUCUCGAAUCUUCUCAAUUACAGAAAGAUAUCGCAGCCGUUUGGCUCCUCAUAAUGAUCGAAGUACUCGAACUAGAUGUCCUGUUUAUUCCCACCUGGAACAUCUCAAAUGCCCUCACGAACAAGGAUCUCUACACUUCCCUCCCCGACUCUCUUCACCGAAUACACAAGAUGGUCAUGGACCACCAGAACGUUCCGGACUAUUCAUGUAUCUUUCUUGCAUGGUCUAUUACGCUUACUCGCCUCGAAGCUGCGAUCGCGGAGCUCGAAGACCUUCCUGAGUCGCACCAAGCCUUCUUCGACUCGCUAGGCCUUGGCCCUUCGCGUUCAAGGGAUGGACGCUCGGUGCCUCAGGCUAUGCUUCAGAAAAGCUUAGGUCCAGAUCUCGGGGCAUUCAACGUUCUGCUGAAUCUCCUGACGGGCACAUCACUGUUUGUCACCUCCAUCGCAUGGAAGUCUGACUCUGCCAUUUCCGACCCGAAUGCCCUAUCGUAUCGCGCCAUUCUCAAAGGUCUCCUCAUCUCCCUUUCGAGAGUCAUCUCACUCGAGCUGAUCCCAGAUUUCGAGACUCUCCUCGAUGUAUGGAUCUCCCUCUUCGGCCGUUCAGAAAGCCAAUCCGUGGGCGACCUAUGCCAACAGUUUUGGAGAGAGGACGCCAGACACCCCGCCGUUCGUAACAUCCUGGAUCUCCCUCGUACUCGUUUCCCCAUUCAACAUCGACCCCUCCUACAAAUUCUUCGCUCCCUCUGCGGCCCGGGUUUUUCGAAUAGUGAUCCGCUCGCCAGUAUCACAAAUCACCAACUGGAUGCGCGUAGCGGUUUAGUCCGAGCAGAGUGCGCCAAGAAUGCGGUCAUUUAUCUCCAGAAUCUGACCACGUACGCUCAAAUGAUACCUGCAGCUCAUUGUUCGGGGCAAGGGGCACUGUACGAGAAGGUUCCAGAGAGAUUCGGCAGUUCGUCGGCGGCGAGUGGACCACUGUACACCAACAUCAAGCCAAUACGGUUACCGGGAGGUUCACUACUUCCCGCGAAGUCAGCUGGGAGGCUGCUCAGUACGGAUGGAGAGGAGCAAAUGAUCAUUCUAUGGGAGCACCAGCACAGCGGUUGGUUGUUGCUGAAGGACAUACUGUAUGACUACGCGGUCGGCAGACAUCUAAUACCACCGGGAUCAACGACAACGCCGUCAUCGCAAGGCGUUAUGGCCCGCGCACAUGGGUCGCAACAACCCGUCACACUCAGCCUCAAAGACAUAGGAGUGGAAGUGGACGCAGAUCCAGAGGGGUCCAUCAUCGCCGACAUCCUCGAGCUUCUGCGUACUGUCAUUGCCGUUGACCCUCAUGACGCCAACACAUUACUGGGCGUUAUCGAACAACUCGACCCAGAAAAGCCAGCCAAGGAAUCCCGUGCCGAUCUCGCAUAUCUUGUGCUCGUCAUCCUCGAAGAUGCACUCGCUCGCUCUGGGACUCAAUCACGGAAACCUAAACCAGCCCAGACGCCACUCAUCGCAUCUGCUUUCGGCCUGUUGGCGUCCAUGAUGUCCGUUCGGGACUACGCACGACAGGUAUGGUUGUUCUGUCGGUCCUCGACGCUAUUCGACAACACGAAGAUGUAUACCUCAAGCGUACUCGCCGCCGAACGUGUCUCUGGCUCAUACCCCAUCACCCGCGCCCUCCUUCUCUUCGUCCAAUCCAUGUUCACACAAGCCUAUUCCGGCGUACUCAUCACCCUUUCCCAGGAAUUGCCAAAACUACAAGCGUACAAGGAAGACGUCCUGAUGCGGGCUUUGCGGUUCGUUCAUGGCGAGAUCUGGCUGGACCAUGUAGGGUGGAAGUACGUCCAGUUGAGUGAGAGGUUCGAGGUCGGGAGGUUACUUUCGACGCUUUAUGGGGACAUACUCGACCGUGUGGCCCCUAUGGACCCGAGCGUGCCACUCGCUAGUAUAAGCCGAGCAGUGUUCGAAGCUUUGGUCCUCAAGGCUACGACGUCGAGUAUCAACCCGCUCAUCACCGCUAUCACGACCUCGACUGCCGUCCUACGACACGCGUCCUCACUCAGAAAGUUCACCGACCUGAGCGCGCUGUGGUACCUGCUGAAAGCGCACUUGAAGGUCGUAAGGUUGUGUUUGACAUAUAAGCAGAGACUUUACGCGAACGAGGGACACUGUUUGCUGGAGCAGGCGCUGUGUUCGAGGGCUAGCGGGAAUGGCACGGCUAAUGGAGGAUCAGGUACGGCGAAGGCAAGAGCGGACCCCUUGGAUGCUUUGGCCACUUUCGUCAGCUCCGCAGAUCAGGAUACAGAUCUACCAAAGGAAGCCAUCAGAGUGCUCUACUGUCUCUGUUCUUCACUUGCAUCGACACCUUCGUCGGCACUUACCAUCGUCGGACAUCUGUCGAACCCAGAGGCCACCGUCUCUUCACUCGUUUCCUUCGCCUCCGAUCCAUACAAAGACCUCGAAGACCGACUGGCCGUUUGGAAAUUCAUGGCUCUCGCGGUGGACAAGGAACCAGCCCUGGGAAGCCUGUUCGUCAACGGACGGUUCCAAAUCCCCGUGCACAAACCUCGCGAGGAGCCAGCUGGGACGUCAGACAAGGGCAAGGUGGAGAAAGUCAGCGGGUUCAAGAUGGCUCAGAUGACCAUCGAAGUGUGGCAGGAGAUGUGGGAGUAUAAUCCUCGCUUGCUCGCUGGGGUGCUUCGAUUCCUGGCAGCGGUGUGGGAGCAUGGGGCGGAGCACGGGGAUGUUAUGGAGUCUGUGAAGGACGAUGGGGAGUUUUGGGAUUAUCUGAGUGGGAUCGUGAAGGAGGAGUUGCCUCCCGCGCCGGAGUACUUCAGUGCAGAGUUGGGUGAUGAAGGACCGGAGGGGAUAUCACCGUUACACGACGGCGUAGCGGAUCAUGUGUCGAGGGUGCUGGUGAAGUCGUACGCGACGAGGAUCGUGGCGUUGGACAUCGGGAUGAGGAGGGCCAAGGGAGGAGUAGGGAAGAAGGACGCAGUGGAAGAGAAACCGAGGAGCUACAGAUCCAUCGAGAGUGUCCUGAAGUCGGUGGAUCAACUCACGGACCACAUGAACGAUGCGAACGCAAACUCAUACGAUCCCGCCAUUUUCGAAGAAUUCGCGCAGAGAAUCGCGAAGUCGUUCUCGAAUCUUUCGCUCAAAUGGCUCGAGUGGCAGACCUUGCCUGGAUUGCAGGAACUCGGAGACGAUUAUGCGCUCAGGAAGACGAACCUUGGGAGCAUGACCUCGGCAUAUGCGGACGAGGGCGAUGCCGAGGCAACCCUACUUAUGCACAAUCUCUACUCGGUCAACAUGAAUCUGUCGUUGUCGAACGUACAGAUUCAGUUGGGGGAAUCGUGGCAACUCUUGUUGCAGAAGGUGGCGCCGUAUCUCAAGGGGGACCCGGCCAUUCGUCCUACUAUCCUUUCGCUCGGUUCCACCGUCGCGGAGACGAUCGCGGCGGAACAGAGGGGAGGUGAUCUUAUGUCGAAUAUUCAUGGCGUCCGACUCUCGGUCCUGCUUUCACUGCUCGAACUUGCCUGGUUCUCGCACACGGAUUCAGAGACUGAGAUCAAAUGGUUCCUUGCUAUCGUCGACAGCGUUCGACUUAUCAUCGUCAGUGAAUCACAAUCCCCCAUCCUCUCCAUUCGCGGUUCCGUCACCACGCCCUUCCACCGCACCCUCCUCCAAAUCAUCUACUUCUGCCUUCGCCAAUGCCGGAACCUCGCCCGGAAACCGAAAGCGUUGGAUGCAGAGCGUCGACUGAACAUCUCCGCUAUGGUCGACGUCACCCUCCUCUUCGUCAUCGACUCGCUCCGGUUCGUAUUCGACAGCGCUCUCGGCCGAUUAGACGUCGAUCUCGACACCGACAUGGAACUCCUCGUCGCCGUCUUCGAACAGGCCACCCGGACCGACAUCAACCCGUCCACCCAGCUCUGGCUGACCCGAUGUCAAGAGACGGACGUGCUCCGGGCCAGUCUCAAUCUCUUCGUCCAAUCCGACAUCAUCGGGCUCUCGCAGCUCCCCGUUCUCCGUGCGCGAAAACGACCGCUCUACACGCCCCAUAUACUCACUUUCCACAUCUCGUUUGCCUCGCUUCCCACACCCGCAGAACGUCUGGCCUCCGAAGGCGUCCUGAUCGCCUACUCGAACAACUCACUUACAUCAAUCGCCUCAUCAGGCCGUCUCGACCCUUCUCUCCCCUCCGACCUCCCAGGCGAACGAAACCCAGCGCACCAAGCCUACUGCGUCAUGCUCUCCGUCGUCUCCGGCGUGAUCACCGCGCUCGGGAUGCAAAAACACUUCUUCGAUAAAGAAGCCUGCGGGUUCGUCCAGCUCUACGGGAGUCAGAUCGAGCGCGCGCUGAGUUGGGGCGUGGGCGACGUGCUGACGUUACCGGGGCUGGAGGAGAUGGAGAGGACUGUGGGACUGUUUGGGAGUAUUGCAGCGAGCGCGCCGGCGUCGGCGAAUAGGAACGAGGUGACGGCGAAGGUGCUCUCUGCGUUCUCGUCGAGCGCGCUGUUGCUCAUUCAGCAGCUCAAUUAUGCACUUUCGCAUCCGAACCAGCUCGCGGGGAUUCUGGAGCCUAUCACGCUGGAGGAGAGAGCACAGUUGGAGCGGGAGACGACGGGGAUGGGUAAUAGUGGUGGGUUCGCGGAGGUGUUGGAUCCGACGAAGAGGCCGUUUUUGGCGAGGGUGGUACAUAGGUUGUUUGGAUUGACGAGUGGGGUCGUUUGUGCGUUGAUUGCGACGGGGGAGUCGGAUUUGGUGCUGAGGGGUGAGGUGGAGGAUUUGCCGGGAAGUGUGGCGUUGGUCGUUCCGCACAGUAAAGUCGUGCUGGGCGAACCGGCCUCGAUGGGCACGCUCAUAGAACUAGCGAACUGCACGCUCGACAUCCUUACACAUCUCGUCUCACGACCCGCAGGCCAAUCCCUUGGACCCUCCAUCUCCCUCUCCCUCUCCUCCACAGCUACCUCCACGUCCCCGCUCGACGUCAAGCAAGCUAUGCUGACGACACAGCACACGCUGGAAUGCGUGCUGUUUUAUGCGACGACACAGUUGGGUGCGUGGCUCGCGAAGCCGGAGUUGUUUGAAGAGAAGGAUGGGGAGGGGAUGGGCGCGGGUGAGAGCGCGGGGGCGGGAGCGGAGGUGGAUGCGGAUAUGGAGAGUGAGAUGGUGGAGAGUGGGAGCGUCGGUCCCGGUGGUGGUGGUAGUGGAGGAGGAGAGAAUAAAAAAGGAGGGAAGAGGAGAGAGUCGUUGAGUUUGGCGGAGAGGUUGAGGAGGGGGAUGACGGGUGAGAUGGCGAACGAGUUGAAGAGCCUGAUGGAGAAGGCGAGGCCGGUGUUGCAGAGGAGUAGGGAUGCGGUGGGGAGUGGCGGGGAGAAGGAUAAAAUGGUGCUUGGGAAGGGAAAAGGGAAGGAGGUGGAGGUGGAUGUUGUGAAGGUCUUGAUUGGAUUUUUGACUGAACGGAUUGUGGGUCGGACGUGAUGGGGUGAAUGAGUUCGUUCCAUGUUGUAUUUGGUAUUCUUUUUCUCUCUGACUCGUCGAAGUGUUUUGACGCUAUCUACAUACAUACGUGCAUACUGUGUUUUGCUUAUUUUUC
This is a messenger RNA of Stereum hirsutum FP-91666 SS1, 6418 nucleotides long. RefSeq lists its product as uncharacterized. The transcript is spliced from 4 exons. Gene Ontology annotation, cellular component: nuclear pore inner ring. NCBI's taxonomy places the organism in Eukaryota, Fungi, Basidiomycota, Agaricomycetes, Russulales, Stereaceae. Gene Ontology annotation, biological process: protein import into nucleus; RNA export from nucleus. The record is from RefSeq and is a predicted model, not a curated record. Bases 1 to 6303 code for a protein of 2100 amino acids. Gene Ontology annotation, molecular function: structural constituent of nuclear pore.